Dentiscutata erythropus is the source of this 569-nucleotide messenger RNA. Lineage: Eukaryota; Fungi; Glomeromycota; Glomeromycetes; Diversisporales; Gigasporaceae. The record is from the annotation of a GenBank genome assembly.
AUGUCUCACAGUGAAAGAAUGUCCCGUUCGUUGUUCGUUUCUAGACUUUCUCGCCGAACAACUGUUGAAGACCUUGAACCAAUCUUCAAAGAAUUUGGCCGACUCAAAGACGAAAUCGCGGUUUUUUCUUCCCUUUUAACAAGAUACUACGAUGAACGCGACUGCGAAGAAGCAUACAGACGUGCAGCUACUGUCUUUCUACAUGGUCGAGAAUUAACCGUAGAAUUUGCUCGUGGAUCUCGAAAGACUCCAAGGGAGAUGAGAGGCAAAGACAGUAAUAGGUAUUCUCCACCAAGGCGAAAUCGAUACACUCCGGAAAAUUCUUAUAGACCGAGUCGUAGCCCUAGUCGACAUCGCAGCAGAUCUAGGUCGGAUUAUAGGAGAUAUGAUAGAUAUGAUAAUGAAGAGGAUAGAAAACGUUCUAGCCGAUACCGUUCUCGCUCAAGGUCAUUGUCUCGUACGCCACCAGAUCGCCGCAAAAGGUCAGGACAAGUAAAUGGUCAUCCUAAAUCUCGAUCCAGAUCUCCUCAUGGUGUUCAAGCACCUGUAGAGGAAAAAGAGACAGCUAC